Menidia menidia (Atlantic silverside) is the source of this 2310-nucleotide messenger RNA. Lineage: Eukaryota; Metazoa; Chordata; Actinopteri; Atheriniformes; Atherinopsidae. The record is from the annotation of a GenBank genome assembly.
UUGUACGCAUGCGCGACCGCAACCUCCGCUACCCCCUGCUCUGACGGCAGGCUGGCCGGAGACCGUAUCCGAUUCUGCCGCUUGUUGUGCCGCUUCUGCCGCUGGCUUCCAGUCCACGUUACUUUUGGACGCGCUGUCCGGAUCAGUUUUCUCCUCUCCGGCGUUGGUCAGCGGACACUCGUUGGAGGAAGACUCGAGAGGCCAACAGCCGGGAGGCGUCUGACUGCAUGUAGAGGCAAAGAGGCAGGACUCUGGCUCCAACCUAGACCCUCCCAAGACCCCCCCCACGGCCUGGACAUGAGGUCGUUCCGAUCAUUUGUAAACGACGACCGUCACGUCAUGGCCAAACACGCCAGCAUCUAUCCGGCACCGCAGGAGCUGGAGGCAGUCCAGACGCUGGUGUCCACAGUAGAGGGAGCUCUCAAGAAGGUCUCUGAUUGGAUGGACGGCCUCAAACAGUCCUCAGAGAAGACUUCCACUAAAAAUGAGGCAAAGGAGAGCGACACAGAGGAGAAAGAUGCUGCAGAGACAAACUCUGAUGGAACAUCGACGCUGUGUGGGGUAACGCGUGUCGGCCUGGUGGCCAAAGGCCUGCUGAUCAAAGGUGACAUGGACCUGGCACUGGUGCUGAUGUGUAGAGAGAAACCCACCAAACUACUUCUGUACACCAUCAGUGCCAACCUGCCCCUGCAGAUCCAGACAAUGACGGACGAAAAAUAUGAGGUGCGGUCGUGCGUGCCCGAGGCGGCCAUCCAGGUCUGCAGCACCAGGGACCCCCAGCUUACUCUGAAGAUCACCCUGUCCUCCUUAGCCAUGAGGGAGGAGCCCAGCACCACAGAAGAGAGGGGAGGUCUGGGUCGGGAGCAGGAGGAGGAAGAGGCCCUAGACGGGCGGAAGUGCAGCGCAGCGCUGGCUGCACUCCGACACGCCAAAUGGUUCCAGGCCAGAGUCGCAGACCUCAAGUCCUGUGUCAUCGUUCUGAGGAUUCUUAGAGACGUGUGCAACCGCCUGCCUGUGUGGCAGCCCCUCAAAGGAUGGCCCCUGGAGCUGAUCUGUGAGAAGGCCAUAGCCACCUGUAACCGGCCGCUGGGCCCCGGCGAAGGCCUGCGUCGCGUUAUGGAGUGCAUCGCCUCAGGGGUCAUCCUCCCAGGAGGUCCUGGAGUUCACGACCCCUGCGAGAGGGAAGCAACAGACGUCCUGUCAGACCUCAGCGCCCAGCAGGCGGAAGCCCUCACACACUAUGCACAGCAUGCAUUACGUCUCCUGGCAUUUGGACAACUUUACAAGGUGCUGAAUAUGGAUCCUCUGCCUGCCAACAAGCCUUCUGCGAGGCUAUUAGAAGGCGGCUGUCAGAAGAGGCUCCGGGAGGACGUGGGGUCAGAUGACAGAGACCUUAUCAAAAGGAUGAAAGUCCUGGACUGGAGGAUGACCGAUCCAAAUCACCCCAUGAAUGCCCUUAUGCGUCUGAACCAGAUCCAUCCAGGCCUUCAGUACCGCCUGCUGUCCCAGUCGGGCCCCGUCCACGCCCCAGUCUUCACCAUGUCUGUGGAGGUCCAGGGAACCACAUAUCAGGCCACCGGGAACUCAAAAAGAACAGCAAAGCUCCAAGUCGCCCUGAAAGCACUGCAGGCUCUGGGCUUUGCUCUCACCUGCGACGGAGACGUUGACUCUCUGAGUGCCGACGAGAAAUCAGAUGGUGAAGGAAAGAACGACAGGAUGUCCACCAGCUCUAGCUCCACGUCCAUCACCUCCUCUUCUGAGCCACAGGAGUCCAGGGCUCUGGGUCCGAUCCUGACGGCGGGGGGGAAAAACCCGGUGAUGGAGCUGAACGAAAAGCGCCGUGGACUCAAGUACGAGCUGAUCUCAGAGAGCGGAAGCAGCUACGACAAACGCUUUAUCAUAGAGGUGGAGGUGGACAAACAGGUGUUCCGGGGGACGGGGCCCAAUAAGAAGGUUGCAAAGGCCAGUGCCGCGCUCGCCGCUCUGAACAGCCUCUUUUCUGGCUCCAAGUCGACGAGCAACAAGAAAAAGCGUCCAAACCCCCCACCAAAGCGGCCAGUGUCCUCGGUGCUGACCAUCCCGACCCUCGCUGCCAGACCACCACGCGUCCCGGUCAUACCCAGGGCUCCAUACAUCAGCGCCCCCCCCACACAUGGCUACAUCCCUCCAGGUUUUGGUGCUCCUUACGGCUACAGCCCUGCAGGCUCCCUCCCUGCUUACGGUGGCCUGUACAUUGACAGUGCUUAUUACCAGCCGCAGACCGUAGCCACACCUAUAAUCAUCCAUCUGGGCCCUCAGGACCUGUUCUGA